AUGGCCUCCCCACCGUUCAUCUCAUCAAGAUCACCACCGCCAUUACAACAUCCCAAACCUACACAUCCAGCUUAUCCACCACCUGAACCACCUCAUACCCCAGCUGGAUCCACGAAUUCAUCACCUUAUUCUCAAGCGCAACGAAUCUCACAGGAUGGGUAUGUGAGAUACUCUUCUCCUCCGGUCGGCGAAUCAGCUGGAGGUAGCACCACCACAUCAAGCUCUUUCAAUGCGUACAACGCACCUCAACCAGGUCAAAGAACGGUUUAUCCAUCAGGUACACCGGGUGUAGGUCCAGCACCUGGUCCUCAAGGUUAUGGCAAUAUGGCUACUGGAAAUUCGUUUAAUCAAUGGCCAGGAAUGAAUGAUGCUACCGCUCAAAUGGGUGUACAAUUCGGUAAAUCCGCAGUGGCAGCUGGUCAAGACUACGUCGAGAAAAACUUUACAAGAUAUCUCCCUUUACACCUCAUCAAAGUGUCAUUCUCAGUUACAAACUCAUAUGUCCUCAACAAAUUACGACUCGUCUUAUUCCCAUGGAGACAUAAGCCUUGGUCUAGACAAGUGAGACGAUCAACUGAGAAUGGAGCUAUGGAAGGAUGGCAAGCACCUCGAGAUGACAUAAACGCCCCUGACCUUUACAUCCCAACAAUGGCCCUAGUCACCUAUACGUUAUUAUCAGCUUUAGCAUCAGGAUUACAAUCUAGAUUUCAUCCUGAAGUUUUAGGUGUAUCGUUGUCAAAAGCUUUAGCUGUGGUCAUAUUGGAAUUCUGUGCUAUCAAACUAGGUACAUACUUACUUGACGUGAGAGGCGGUGGGGCAAGCGGUGUCGAGUUAAUAGGUUAUAACGGAUACAAAUUCGUUGGUAUUAUAGUAGUCAUCAUAGUUAGUAUGUUAGGUUUUGGUAGGUUGGUUUGUGGGAUCGUUUUCUUGUACACUUUCGGUGCCAACGCUUUCUUCCUGUUGCGAUCACUCAAAUACGUCUUAUUACCCGACGCAUCAGUAUCAAACGUUACCACCACUCUGUCUCACUCUCAGCGAUCGAGGAGGGUACAAUUCUUGUUCUUCAUGGCCAUGAGUCAAGUCCUAUGGAUGGGCUGGCUCUCUCGAGUCUGA
This is a messenger RNA of Kwoniella shivajii, 1113 nucleotides long. RefSeq lists its product as uncharacterized. The transcript has 4 exons. Gene Ontology annotation, biological process: endoplasmic reticulum to Golgi vesicle-mediated transport. NCBI's taxonomy places the organism in Eukaryota, Fungi, Basidiomycota, Tremellomycetes, Tremellales, Cryptococcaceae. The coding region runs from base 1 to 1113 and encodes 370 amino acids. Gene Ontology annotation, cellular component: endoplasmic reticulum-Golgi intermediate compartment; endoplasmic reticulum membrane; Golgi membrane. The record is from RefSeq and is a predicted model, not a curated record.